Carassius gibelio (silver crucian carp) is the source of this 1491-nucleotide messenger RNA. Its product is annotated as ADP-ribosylation factor-like protein 3. The transcript is spliced from 6 exons. Lineage: Eukaryota; Metazoa; Chordata; Actinopteri; Cypriniformes; Cyprinidae. Gene Ontology annotation, biological process: cilium assembly. The record is from RefSeq and is a predicted model, not a curated record. Gene Ontology annotation, cellular component: cytoplasm; microtubule cytoskeleton. Gene Ontology annotation, molecular function: GTP binding; GTPase activity. The coding region runs from base 153 to 701 and encodes 182 amino acids.
UAACUCCUGUAAUCGUUAGUUUAAAUUGGUUAGAGCUAAAUGUUUUUCGUGUACUACGUCGCUUUUAACCCUUCUUAGAAUGCACGUAUUUUUGUGUACUACGUCACUCCCUAGUAACCCUCAGCGGCGUCUCAGGGAGGCAGAAUCACAAGAUGGGUUUGUUAUCAAUUUUACGGAAACUUAAAAGUACCCCCGAUCAGGAGGUGCGGAUAUUGCUUCUGGGGUUGGACAACGGAGGCAAGACCACCUUACUGAAACAGCUGGCGUCUGAAGACAUCACCCAUAUUACUCCAACACAGGGUUUCAAUAUCAAGAGCGUCCAAUCACAAGGAUUCAAAUUAAAUGUGUGGGAUAUCGGUGGUCAGCGAAAGAUCAGGCCCUACUGGAGGAACUACUUUGAGAACACAGAUGUACUGAUUUACGUUAUUGAUAGCGCAGACCGCAAAAGAUUUGAGGAAACGGGACAGGAGCUGGCUGAGUUGCUUGAUGAAGAAAAGCUCAGCGGGGUCCCGGUCCUGGUGUUUGCUAAUAAGCAGGACCUGCUCACGGCAGCCCCCGCGUCUGAGAUAGCCGAGGGUUUGAAUUUGCACACUAUCAGAGACCGAGUGUGGCAGAUCCAGUCCUGUUCUGCCCUCACAGGAGAAGGAGUCCAGGAUGGCAUGAACUGGGUCUGCAAGAGUGUGAACGCUAAGAGGAAAUAGAGCUGUUUUCUCCUACCCUGGCUUUCACGCAGGAGGGAAUACAACCAUAACUUUGAAAAAAAAAAAACUGUCAGUAGGUAUAGGAAAUGAAGGCAUCCUUUCAAAACUAUUUAAAUUUUCUUUUUUGCCUCUCUGUUUGGACUUACUUUGUCCUGCAUCCAUACAAUGAGUUGAAAUUAACAGUAUCCUUUCACUAGUCUUUUAAACUGAAAAUUAAGAAUGUACAUCCAUCUGAUUUCACUUUUGAUUUGUUUUCUUUAGUACAUUUCAAAACUUAAUUCUGCUUAGAUUUCUUGAGAUGAAUGACUUGUGUUUUUAUAUUGAAUGUUAUAGCUAUUUAGAGGAUUUUGUUACUGAGACAUUUAAAGAGUGACAGCCUUCAUCAUUCAUUUCAACUGUUGUCCUUCCAUACUGGCAUUGUUCACUGAAAUAACUCUUGUUACUCUAUCUAAGGUCAUAUUUUUGUAAUUGUUCCUAAGAGUAACAGAGAUGAGAAUUGCGGUACCCAAAUGCAACAUACAAAAAACAUCAAUAUAUACAAAAGAAAAGGGGACCAUAAAUUGAAUGUAAAUAAUGUUCCACAUAUCAAAUUAUUUUCUGCAUAUAUUUGUCAAAUUUUACAAAUCCAGCAUUUAAGAAUUUCUUAGAGCUUUAUAAUGUAAGUGGCCUGUACAGCUGUAAUGGUACAAGAGGAUGUCUGUCGUCAUCACAUCAAGAUUAUUUCUGUAGCGUCUCUGAGUGUUGUGAUGUGUGUGAAAUGACUGAAGUAAACGGAGUAAAAUACUGAAAA